Monopterus albus (swamp eel) is the source of this 5047-nucleotide messenger RNA. RefSeq names its product Rho GTPase activating protein 11A (gene arhgap11a). Bases 612 to 3533 code for a protein of 973 amino acids. Gene Ontology annotation, biological process: signal transduction. The transcript is spliced from 12 exons. NCBI's taxonomy places the organism in Eukaryota, Metazoa, Chordata, Actinopteri, Synbranchiformes, Synbranchidae. Gene Ontology annotation, molecular function: GTPase activator activity. The record is from RefSeq and is a predicted model, not a curated record.
GAAAUGCAUUCGAAACAUUUCCAACCAAUCAUAGCGUAGAGCGUAGGGAGUGCCGUUGUUUGAAUGCUCAGCGGAAACGCACACAGUCCUGUCGCUGAUUUGACGAGCGAACCGUGGUACAAUGCAAUUCGUUAGCUAACGAGUCGCAUUUGGUGUAAUUCAUACAUUCAGCUAAAAGGGGUAAAGGUAGUAUUAAGUCGUGUGACACCGAGAAGAUGUUUUGUUUUUUCCGACUGAGGCUGGUCAACGAGUUGAUGUGAUUUGCUGACCUAGCUGGCUAGCGUUAGCCAGCUAACCGUACUGCAACCGAAAUAUGAAGCUAGCCACUAGACAGCUGCUACAUAAUGUAAGGUUAUUCCAGUCGUUAGAAUCUUUUUUAGACUGACUGAACUCAUAGUUGUUACAGUUGGUAGACGAUUGUAGAGCUCAAGCGAGCAGUUCUACGGGAGGACGAUUUAGCGUUAGAAGUCUGUAGAAAAGCUGGGCUGAAGGCAGAACUGAUACCACUGCGGAUGUCAGUUUACUUGGGUAACGUUACUAACAGAAGAUAGUAAACGAACUAUUCCAAGCCUACUUUUAAAGUGCAUGGUAAAAUUGCUAAAUGAAAAGUCAUGGAGAGAAAUGUGAUGCGUCUGUUGGCCGUGCAACACCUCCGCACAGCGUACGGGAUAAAGACGAAGAACUGGAACAAAAACAAAGCAGCCAACUGUAGGUCAACAACCAGCAACUCGACAAAGGUUUUUGGUUUGUCCCUGGAGAACUUACCGCACUAUAAUAUGGAAUGUGGGAGCGUGCCAAGCUUUUUGGUCGAUGCAUGCAUGAAGCUGCUGGCUCAUGUCGACACAGAGGGCCUAUUCAGAAAAUCAGGCUCCGUCAUUCGCCUGAAAGCUCUCAAGGCAAAACUAGACAUGGGUGAGGAGUGCCUGUCCACUGCUCUUCCCUACGAUGUGGCCGGUCUGGUGAAGCAGUUCUUCAGGGAGCUACCGGAGCCUGUGCUACCCACAGAGCUGCAGGAGGCCUUCCUCAGGGCACAGCAGCUCCCUACCGAGGAGGAGAGGACCUCUGCCACCAUGCUGCUGUCUUGUAUACUGCCUGACAGAAACCUGAGCACCUUGCAUUAUUUUUUUGACUUCCUCCACAAUGUGUCUAAGAGGAGUGCAGAGAAUAAGAUGGACAGCAGUAACUUGUCUGUAAUCUUGGCUCCCAACCUCCUCCAUGCUGGAGAUGCUACAGAAAAGAUGAACGCCAACACUGAGAAACGCCUCAAGCUACAGGCAGCUGUAGUGUGCUGCUUCAUAGAGAAUGUCAACAGCUUUGGUGUCUUGCCACAGUUCCUUCUAGAGAAGGUCCCAGCUAUGAUGGGCUGUGAGGCAGCGCUUCUGUCCCCUACUAAUGAUGAGCCUGAGGAGCUGCAUGUAAACUCAGGGAUGAAGAGGAAACACAGACGCAGCUUCGGUGAUAUGGUCAAUGGUGCUCUGAGUAAGAUUAAAACUAACAGAACACCAACAAAUGCCACCCAGUCAGACAGUCUUGUCUUUUCUUCUGCAACUCCUGUGAUUGCAACACCGACCUCCAAGCGAAAACUUCCUUUGGAAUCUGGUUACUCUUUUGGAUUCUCAAACAAAAAACGUAGAUCUGUUAAAAAGAACCUUGGGAUAGAUUUACUUCCCAAUACUUUGUUCAGUGGAGCCUCCACUCCUGGAUCAGCUUACAGUGCUUCGGGGGUCUUGGACUCUCCCCGAAAUACCCUGUCCUCAGUAGGGAGGUCUAGAAGGCCGUUAGCUACCUCUGCAAGGAGGAAGAGCCAGCAACUUAGCAAGAGACAUGCUGUCAACAGAGCUGAGUCUGGCAGGGCUGGAUGCUUUUCUCCUAAAGUCAGCAAAAAAGAGGCAGCACACAAGUCUCUACGUAUGCGUUUCAGCCUGGGGAAAAGCAGCAAAGAUGCCGGAUCGGAGUCCAUUGGCUGGCGGCUUGCCACGCAGGAGAGCACCACCAGUUUUUGUUUCACCAAAGAGACAGAGUUCAGUCCAUCAAUUCAUCCUAGAAAUACUGAAUCCAAGAGCUCCAAGUACAUCAGUAAAUCUGAAGACAACUUGCUGACCCCCCAGUGUGACUCACGUGCCCAUCAGACAUGGAGAAGGGACACCCCAGUAGGAGCCCAGGCUUUCAGCAGAGGGUCUUUCACAGACACUCCUACGAACAUGUGUCUAAAGAACAGCUACAUGUCUGAGCCUGCCAUUAUCAUAUCCAAGCCCUCAUCCGUGACCAGCUUUCCCAAGAAGCUGUGUUGUGCUUCCAGUGCUGAGAGCCUCGAGACUGAGUGCUCUGUCAGCAGACCCCUGCGCCAAAUGGGUCCCACCUCUUUGAAAUUCAAAAAUGCCUUCACAGAGUCGGGCAGUUGCCCUCAAGCUGUUAUGCAGGACUCCUGUAGCUCUGCAUAUUUGACCAGAAUGUUAGAGAGCAUCACAGGCCCUCCACCAGAGACUCCUGUUCUAUCUCUGCACACUGAAGCCUCUAGCUUCCCAAAUCAGCAGAGCUUUCUGGCAAAUGAACAUAACAUUACCUUUGAUAAAAUUGAAAUUGCCGCUUUGUCUCCUUUGCAUAUUGAUAGUGUCAUUUCUGAGUCUGUUGUAUGCGGUAAUCCAGCCAUAAAGGAUGCCAAAGAAACUUGCUGUGCUGCUGCUGUCAGGAGCCAUAACAGCUCCCUGUUGGGAGAUGGUAAAAAGGAGACAAAGGAGGUGAACUGCAGCAGGCUGAUUGAUGCCCUGGACAUCCAGAGUCCGGCUCACUUCAAAUUGGGCUUCUCCUCUGGGCUGCAGUCCACUCCAUACAAGCUGGGCCUUGAACUCGAAGACGAGCAUGGUUCACCUUGUAGAGUUGAUAUGGUAGUCAGCACAGUAUAUGAAGAAGAGAAUUCUACCGAAGUCCCAAACAGACAUCCCUUCUCACCACUCACCUGUGGGACUGAAAAGUGCCGGGUGGCCGAUCACAUUCAACACUUCAACAAGCUCACCCUUCGUUCUCCCAGAAACUCCAACGCUAAACAAAUCAGAUCGCCGCUCAAGUUCCAGCGUACCCCUGUGCGUCAGGCUGUCUGCAGGAUCAACUCUCUUUUAGGAGAAAGCAGGAGACCCACCAGAAAUGCAGGAGUCAUCACCAGCAAGAGCGGUCAUGUGGUGAAAGCAGUGAGUCUGGAGAGCGGCCUCUCCCCUCACCCACAGCUUCAGCCUUACCAGGAAGAGCCACAGGCGGGAUGUUCCAACAGCAUGUGCCAUAUAAAGAAGCCACCUCCAGUUCCACCCAAAAAGCCAAGCACCUUGGGCUGUAGAGCCAAGAUUUGUGCUCUGGGUGACAUGACCAACAUUGUCCAAGCAAAGAGCAAAGUGGCCUCUUCGGUCCCUGAUUUAUCAGGAACUCGGAGGAUCCUUGUACAGCAGGGAUCAGAGAAAGACACGAGCCAUUACAGAGGUUCACCUAGGAACCCUCUGAACCAAGGGCGACUGCUGUCUGCUACUAAACCUGUAGAUUUAUAGCUUCUAUUCUUUUUUGACUUUUGUGUUUUGUCUUUACUAUGCAGGUCCCUGUCUGGUGAAACUAUAGGAAAUUAAACAUUCCAGCUUCUAAUAGCCAUAUUUUCAGGGUUUUAAUUUAUUUUUAGCUACAGCUCUUUAUUGCAUUAGGGCCUUAAUGGGACAUGUUCAUAUGCUUUAGUUUAACUGUAGUAAAACAAGUUGAAAAGCUAAAUGCUGAUGCAAAGUCUUGAAGAUUGUGUUAGCUUAUGUUUAGAUCAUAGCAUGCAGGCCAAAUUGUGAUUGAUGGUAUGACUUGGAAUGUUUUGAUCAAGUCUUGUGCUUUUUACUUUAAUCGUUAGGGGGUGGGGGGGGGGGGGAAGCUGUUUCUUAUUACACAAUAGUUUCUUACCCUGUCAUGAACAGAAGGGGGGAAAAAAAUGCAAGUUUUCAUUUUAAUUUUAUGGAAACAAAAGGGCAGUAUUAAUCAAAUCAUGUCAGUUGCAGUCCAUGAAUUUCAAAACCAUCAGGGAGUGAAAUGCUUUGGCAUGUGAAUAGCUUCAGACAAAGUCAACAGCACGUGUCGGGCUCGGGUGCUGCCUGGAGAAAUUCAGUGUAGAGCCACAAGGGGGAGUCAUACAUUUACUUCUUGGACAAGAACAGACUGACAUGUUCAGUGAAACUUAGUCAAAGUCAGUUCUGACACUGAAAUGACUUUUUCUAAAAAGCCCUUGGUAAACAAAUGUAGAUUUGUGACCCAGGCAGAGGAAAAUAAACUCCAUCUCCUGGUAGAACACUGUGGAUGUGGUACAGUACAUGAUUUUAACGUGAAAGUAAAUGGUGGUGUUUUCUCAUGAAGAAUUUGUGGUGAUUUGGUGUUCACAAACCCUGAGAUAGCAGGACAGAUUAGACUUGGACUCAGGUUAUCAUCUAACCUCUUACUACAGAUAGCACUCCGUUUACCUGGUUGUCCACAUUCAGGCCUCGUGCUGUAAUGUAUAUACAGUAUAUCACAGGCUGGACAGCUGGGUUUAGACCAUGUGUUAAACAGAUGGGUUUAUUGUGAGAAAAGAUGUUUGAAUUUUAAAUGUCUGCCUUUCUGAAAUGUUAAGUAUAAGAAUCCAUGGAGAAUGUUCAGUACAGGGAAACCUCCACAAUGGACAAUAACUCCAUUAAGCUGCAUGGAUGUUUUGGGUUAAAUAUUCUCAUUCUUAACAGUUUUAUUUCUUAGAAUAUCAUAAAGGCUGAAGAAAGAUUCCUCAGCAAAGGCCAUUAUAAGUCACCAAUGUUCCAGAAAAACCUGCUAAACAUCACCACUGAAUAAAUAAUCAGUGGAGCACAGGCAAUAUGUGACUAUAUGGUCUUGAAAUUCCUAUUUGCUUCUGAGCAAAUGUCCUUUUAUAUUUAGGCUGUUAAUCAUAAGUUGAUUUUUGAUUUGAUCUGUUGUGAUGGCUUUAUUAAAUCAAGGUUUCUGACUGGUAGCUUACUGAAAUGUUCAGCUGUUCACAAUGACUGUGUAAAAAUGUCUGUUUUGAAGA